AUGCAAAAUACAUUAACAACAGGAACAGCAACAACAACGAGAACAAGAACAACAAUUGUUUACCUUUCAACAGAGAGAACUGAAGAGAACCAACUAAUCCUAAGGAAGCCUUUGCCAAUACAAACACGCAGAUGGCUCGAUUUCAACGUGGGAUUAUUUCCUCUUCGAGUGUUUUCCCAUGUGAAUCAUCACAAUCUAAUUUGAAAUAUGAACCAGUAGAUCUGUGUACCAAACAUGUGAUCCUUUAUCAGUGCUUUUAGAGUUCUUCUUUUUGUUUUGUCCAUUUCACAUGAUUAACACAUUUGAUUUAUUCACAUUGAUGAUGGAAGAAAGUCAUGAUGUUUUUGAAGUCAAUAUUACAGAUUUAGCAUUCAACAGUGGAAAACACACACACACACUGGAUUCUGAUGUUAGCCACCAACGAAAUCAAUUAUUUUCUAGUUUAUUUUUGAAAGUUGAAGGUGAUUUAAAGUAUGUUUUUGGUGUGCACAUUCAAUGCCCAACACUGAACUUUAUU
Messenger RNA from Trichobilharzia regenti, 517 nucleotides. NCBI's taxonomy places the organism in Eukaryota, Metazoa, Platyhelminthes, Trematoda, Strigeidida, Schistosomatidae. The record is from the annotation of a GenBank genome assembly.